UACCUACCGAGAUCUCAUCCACGGCUGCAUGCACGAUACUAAUUUUGCCGAGAAUAUUAGAUCGGUGCGUAGGGUUCCAUUCGACUUCAACCAGCGUGCUUCGGAGUUCAACAGGACGUCCGAAGCGAGCGAGGUGGCAUUGGAAGGGAAAUAAAUGAAGGACCGGGGCUUGUCAUCAUCAGGCCAGAGGGCUAAGAGGCUGCAGAGGACCAUCAGCUCGCCGGAACUGCGACGUGGCGACCUGCCCAAGGAGAAACCCAGGCUGCGGAGGAGCAGCAGCUCGCCGGAUCUCCACCGUGGUCCGCGCCUGGCCAACGAGGGGGCACUCCCUCUCGACAACCCCUACUCCGACCUGUGGAGGGCGAUCUGGAACGGCGGUGACCGCGGGACGACGGGGCAGCAGCCAACGAAGGUGAUGGACGCCUGGAGGGCGUGCCGGUGGAUCGGCCGCGCACCCGACGAUGUCCUGGCCCGGGUUUGGUUACGCGUACGCCUGGGAGGACCCACGGAGCUAACGAUGACCGGGUUCGACGUCAGGUCCAGGCUCCUAGGGCAAGCGCCGCUGGAUCUGGAGACGGCGGGCGCUCUGGUCCGGCUGCUCAGGGAGCUCGAGCACGAGACCAUGGCGAAACGGCCGCAGGCCCGCGGCAGGCACUACGUUGCUCCCGAGUGGGGGAUCAACAUCGCGAAUGGAAGUUCGAGCUUGGAGGCGUCGUACGACCUGUUCAUGUAGCCGGCGCCGCCGCCCUUCCUCAUCGACCGACGCACGAUCGUGCUGGCGCUGGCGUGCUGCGGCGGGGUGUGGUCGUGCUACGCCUUGGACCUCGGCACCAACACCGUGUCGGCCAUGGAUCCCAGCGGGGGCCGGCCGCUGCCCUACGCCCGGGCGCUGGGCCACGCCGACGUCGCCAGGCGCAUGGUGGAGCACGCCAUCCACUGCGCGCGCCGGGCAUCGGGCGACCCCCAGCUGGGCCACGGCGCCUGGAAGCUCAAGCUGGUGCCGGGACAGGGCAACAACACAUCCAUAUCUUGGGGGUCCUGCAGCUUCGACUCGGGGUUUCAGGCUCUCAGCUGCAUGCAGUGGUACACCGGGAGCGGGAGGAGCGUCGUCUCGCCGGGCCAUCCGCCGGAGCAAGCCAGGAGGGACCUGGUGCUCCAGCUCCUCCUCUUCAUGGGCUGCAACCUCAACGGAUUCCCGACGAUGGUGAUGCUGGAGCAUCACUUGGGCUGCUGCUGCUGCCGCCGCAACACCAAGGACGCGGACGCGGCGGCGGGCAGGGAGAGGCCGCGCAGCGACAGCGAUACGGUGUCGUCAGGGAGCAGCAGCCGCGACGCGCGUAUCACCAUGCAAGAAUGGAGGCUCCAAAAUUUAGUUGU
Panicum hallii is the source of this 1377-nucleotide messenger RNA. RefSeq lists its product as uncharacterized. The coding region runs from base 155 to 733 and encodes 192 amino acids. Lineage: Eukaryota; Viridiplantae; Streptophyta; Magnoliopsida; Poales; Poaceae. The transcript is spliced from 7 exons. The record is from RefSeq and is a predicted model, not a curated record.